GGCGUCUCAGUUGGUGACGAUGAAGAUCUCCAAACAUCUAAACAAGCACCCAGCUUGGCUAAUUCUGAGGCUCACCCUUGCCCUCAUUGUAAAAUUGUGUUUACUCAUGCCGAGUUCCUUCAGAAACACAGCAGAAGACAUCCUGAGCUCUGUCGAGACACAUCAGCUACACAAUCAGUUUGUAGCAUAAAUGUUUCUUCACAGCAGAGAGAGUGUCAGGGAUCUGUCACAUAUACUGUUGGAGAAAAGGGGUUUGCACAGUCGGGAUAUCUGCAGAGUCACCAGCGAUCGAUCUCAGGAGAGACACUGUAUAUCUGUGCCGAAUGUGGGAAGAGUUUCACAAAGUUUGGGAACCUCCAGAGACACCAACGAUCACACACAGGAGAGAGACCCUUUCAAUGUGCCAAAUGUGGAAAGAGUUUCACUCAGUCAGGCCACUUCCAAAUUCACCAGCGAUCACACACAGGAGAGAAACCGUAUAGAUGUGCUGAAUGUGGAAAGUGUUUCACAAGUUCAGGGAACCUUCAGACACACCAGCGAUUACACACAGGAGACAGACCUCAUAAAUGUGUUGAAUGUGGAAAGAGUUUCACAACGUCAGUGGAACUCAAGAUACACGAGCGAUCACACACAGGAGAGAGGCCAUAUAAAUGUACUGAAUGUGGAAAGAGUUUCACAUCUUCAGGGGUGUUCCAAAGACACCUACGAUCACACACAGGAGAAAGACCGUAUAAAUGUGCCGAAUGUGGAAAGAGUUUCACGCAGUCAGGGGUGCUCCAGAGACACCAGCGAUUGCACACAGGAGAGAAACCGUAUAAAUGUGCUGAAUGUGGAAAGAGUUUCACAACAUCAGGGUAUCUCCAGAGUCAUCAGCAAUCACACACAGGAGAGAGACCAUAUAAAUGUGCUGAAUGUGGAAAGCGUUUUACAUAUUCGGGGAACCUCCAGAGACACCAGCGAUCGCACAAAGGAGAGAGACCGUAUAAAUUUGCUGAAUGUGGAAAGAGUUUCACAUCUUCAGAGCAAUUCUAGGUUCAUCAGACACAUGGCAGAGACACCAUAAAAAUGAACUGAACGUAGAAAGAGUUUCACUGAGUCAGGGAGUCACCAGCGAGGGCACACAGGAGAGACUCUAUAAAUGUGCCGAAUGUGGAAACAGAUUAGCUCACUCCCUAGCAGAAGAAAGAUCACAAAGAUACCGUUCUCUGAAAGAUACUGUUACUAUCAGAAAGCUUUCCAGGAGCUGGUAAUGUUCAAAACUCUUUUUAGCUUUGAGAAGUGAAGGAAUAACAGUAACAUUUUGACAUGUACAGUACAUAUAUAUACUUGAUCAAACACCAGUGUAAGCAAUCCCAGAAUUCUGAGUUGACUUAAAUUGACCAAAGAAAAUCACAAAGAUUCAUGGACCUGUUCAAUUCAUAAAAGUUGACUGACCAUAUGAUGUAAAUGUACGAAGCUCAAGGACAUUGGAAAACAAGUGAAAGAAUAUUUACAGAACAGUUUCCUCAGCAUCAUAAGGUUUUUAGUUACACAAUGGAUGUUAAAAAUAACUUAUUUCUGUGGUACUAAAACUUGUUUGAAACAAGGGGACAUGGAGGAGGAGGAGGAUUGCAGCCAAGCAGAUGUUUUUAAUCAUUGAGAUAAAGACAUCUAGGAUCUCUUCGCAGUUGGCAUUGGACGUGAGGUUGGAGGAAGUUUGUUGGGUGUCAGGAGGAGGUGAUGAAUCAUUGGAGAAUCCCAUCUUUGGAUUGGUUUUGGCCUCCAGAACGGUUUUGGAGCAGAAAAUAGUUGGGGCCUGGAAGAGGGCGAGAUGAAAGCCCUCCAUCUCGCCCACAAAAUAUACAGUCAAUUCAAUUUACAAU
Messenger RNA from Callorhinchus milii (elephant shark), 1862 nucleotides. Its product is annotated as zinc finger protein 239-like. NCBI's taxonomy places the organism in Eukaryota, Metazoa, Chordata, Chondrichthyes, Chimaeriformes, Callorhinchidae. Gene Ontology annotation, biological process: regulation of transcription by RNA polymerase II. The record is from RefSeq and is a predicted model, not a curated record. Gene Ontology annotation, molecular function: DNA-binding transcription factor activity, RNA polymerase II-specific; RNA polymerase II cis-regulatory region sequence-specific DNA binding. The annotation marks the transcript as partial. The transcript has 2 exons.